UUGGAAUUUGUCACUGGCAUUUGUCAGUUCGUUGCAUUUAAUUGAUUCUCCACUAUUGAGCAAAAUACACCAAGUAUUCUCGUGCUUGUUUUUCUGAUUGCCUUGGCUGUAUGAGUCCAGUCUUCUGGGAGCUCCCCAUGAUCACCAAGAGCCUGUCUUCCGAAAGGAGCACAACACUCUUGGAUUUCUCAACAGCUUCCACCACAUGGUUGCUCAUGUCUCAUCUGCGCCUGACCCACAGUGUCAACAGCCCAUUUCGCCCAAGCCCGAGCCACCUCUCGCCCACGCCUCGGCGCCGCUCGACCCCAAGCUGCCUCCCGCCCAAGCCUCGGUGCCACUUGACCCCGAGCCACCUCUCGCCCACACCUUGGCGCCACUCAACCACGAGCCGCUUCUCGCCCAAGCCUUGGCGUCGCUUGACCAGGACCAAUGUCAGCAGCUGCCACCGCUCGACCAGCACCAGCCGCCUCUUGCCCACGGCUUGGCAGUGCUCGACCAGCACCAGCAGCAUCAUCCGCCACCUCCCGACCAUGCAUCGUCGGUGCUCGACCAGCAGCAGCUGCCGUCUCCCGACCAUGACUUGGUGGUGCUCAACUAGCAUCAGCAACCGCCGACUCUUGACCACGCCUCGGCGGCACUCAACCAGCACCAGCUACCUCUCGCCCACGGCAUGGGAGUGCUCGACCAGCACCAGCACCAGCAACUGCUGCAUCUCAACCACGCCUCGGUGGUGCUCGACCAGCGUCAGCAGCCACCGCCUCUCGACCAUGCCUUAGCGGU
Messenger RNA from Syngnathoides biaculeatus (alligator pipefish), 780 nucleotides. RefSeq lists its product as uncharacterized. Lineage: Eukaryota; Metazoa; Chordata; Actinopteri; Syngnathiformes; Syngnathidae. The coding region runs from base 206 to 598 and encodes 130 amino acids. The record is from RefSeq and is a predicted model, not a curated record. The transcript has 2 exons.